CGCAUUCCCAACUGCCCAACCCGACCUCACCAGAUCACUACCUACAAGCACACACCGAGGAGCGAGGCAGACGGGAGGCAGCAAUCUGGCCCAGACACCACGACCAGGCACGGCAUAGGUACAGGUAGUAGCCCGUCGUCAUCAGUCUUGCGUCGUCCUAAUAAUUCUACUUGGCUUGAAGUGUAUUCGACGGAUUGCCCUUGUGCUUUGGUUGUCUCAUCCACCCGAAACAUCGUCGAGAUCCAAUCCCUUCCUGUUGCGACAUCAUCCCGUCCAGGGCGUCAUUCCCCUUUCCGCGACCCGGCAACCUCAGCUCACCUCAGCGAGCGGAACACCCGCCCCAAUCCAUACCUACCUACCUAUCAUCUCCACCAACAACCAACACCAACCAACACCACCAACCUAUUGACCUCAGCCCAGAAACCCGACAUUACUUGCCUGGGCCGCCGACUGACCUCACCUGUACUACGAAUAAUACUUUGGGAAAGAGAAACACUGGGCUAUCCACCGACGGUAGCUGGUCCCAGUAACCAGAUUCAUCCAUCACCAUAAUAACCAAAACUACCCACCCACAAGUCCUCUGCGCAGAGGGUACAGCUUGCCCAUGAUGGCUUCUGAUCCCGAUGCUGGCGUCCCCAACCUGAACCUCUCCCCCGAGGAGAAGCGAGUCUACGGCCAACUCUUCCGCGCCGCCGAUACCGAUAGCGUUGGCGUCAUCACCGGCGAGGUGGCUGUCAAGUUCUUUGAAAGGACAAAGUUGGAUUCCCGCGUUUUGGGCGAGAUAUGGCAAAUCGCCGACAAGGAAAACAGGGGCUUCCUCACCCCAGCAGGCUUCGGCGUCGUCUUGCGGCUUAUCGGGCACGCGCAAGCCGGUCGCGAACCUUCCCCCGAGCUCGCCCUGUCGCAGGGUCCCAUUCCGAGAUUUGACGGCUUCACCCCGACUCCCGCCCCCGUUCCCGUCCCCGGUCCGGCCCAGUCGCCGGCCGUGCCUGCUGCUAUGGUUUCCCCGCAGGCCACCGGCUCCGGCCCCAUCCGGAUCCCGCCCCUGACCCCCGAGAAGGUCGCCCAGUACUCGGCCCUGUUCGAGAGACAGCCGCUGCUGCAGGGAAACAUGCUCCCUGGCGAGCAAGCGAAGCAGAUCUUUGAGAAGUCGGGGCUGUCUAAUGAGAUUCUGGGAAGAAUUUGGAUGCUGGCCGAUACAGAGCAGCGUGGUGCGCUGGUGUUGACCGAGUUCGUCAUUGCCAUGCACUUGCUUACUUCGAUGAAGACGGGUGCUUUGCGCGGUUUGCCCACCAUCCUUCCUGCCGCGCUGUACGAAGCCGCCACGAGACGUGGCCCCGUUGGCGGUAUUAAUCCUCCUCCCGGCCGAUCCCCGACGACCGCUACUCCGCCCCUUCCGCCCGCUGCUAGACACCUUACCGGCCCGGCGCAACUUACCCAGACGAGAACCGGCAGCCCAUUAGGACGUCCGCCACUUCCCGCGCAACCGACUGGGGACUGGUUGAUUACCCCGGCGGACAAGGCGCGGUUCGACCUGCUGUAUGAGGAGCUGGACAAGCAGAAGAAAGGCUUCAUUACCGGCGAGGAGGCCGUGCCCUUCUUCAGCCAGUCCAACCUCAACGAGGAUGUGCUUGCUCAGAUUUGGGACUUGGCGGACAUCAACUCGGCUGGUCGUCUCACCCGGGACGAGUUUGCCGUUGCCAUGUACUUGAUCAGAGAGCAAAGAACCAAGCCCGGUCAGGUCCCUCUGCCUACUACUCUGCCCCCCAACUUGAUUCCUCCUAGCAUGCGCGCCCCGCAGGGCAGACCUCAGACUGCUGCUGGUGGCUUCCAGCCCCCUCGCCCGCAGCCACCUGCGCCGAAGCCUUCGGCCUUGGACGACUUGUUUGGGUUGGACGAGCCUCAGCCUCCUGCUCCCGGUCCGGCGCCGGUCCAGGUACCUAUUGCUACGGGUGGAUCGGUCGAUCCGUUUGGUAACAGUGCUAGUCCCAUUGCGCCGUCUUCCCCUAUCCGCCCAGUUGCGACGGGCUCCAACUUUAAGCCGUUUGUUCCUUCGUCGUCUUUUGGUCGCGGCUUGACUACGCAUGUUACCGGAGGCUCGACUGGCUCGGCACCGGCGGGUGGUGUUAGAACUUCUCCGAUGCCGCCAACAGUUGAGGAUGAUUUGCUAGGUGACGCCGACCCCGAAGUGAACAACAAGCUCUCCAACGAGACUACCGAGCUCGCCAACCUUUCUAACCAGAUCGGCUCGCUCACCAAGCAGGUUCAGGAUGUCCAGACUCAGCGAACCAACACACAGAACGAGUUGAGCCAAGCCAGUCAGCAAAAGAAGAACUUUGAACAACGCCUUACCCAGCUGCGCGCCCUGUACGAGAAGGAAGCCCAGGACGUCCGCGCUCUCGAGACGCAGCUCAGUACCGCCAAGGCGGAGACUAAGAAACUCCAGACCGAGUUCGCCAUGAUCGAAGCCAGUUAUCUCGAGCUGCAGAACCAGCACCGCACGGUUGUUGCUGGCUUGCAAGCCGACCAGCAGGAGAACGCCUCGUUGAAGGAAAAGAUUCGUACGGUCAACGGCGAGAUUGCCCAGCUUAAGCCGCUGGUUGAGAAGUUGAAGAGCGAGGCCAGGCAGCAGAAGGGGAUGGUGGCCAUCAACAAGAAGCAGUUGAGCACGGUGGAGGGCGAAAAGGGCAAGCUACAGAACGAGGUUGAAGACCUUAACAAGGAGAAGGAGGAGCUGGCUAGACAGGUGGACUUGGCGAGACAAGCUAGCCCGGUGCAGCCGGUUGCUAGUCCCGCUCUUUCCACUGGAAGUGGUAACAACCCCUUCUUCAGGAGAACGGGAAGUGCUGACAUCGGCGCUGCGUUUGCCUCGAGGUCCAUGAGCGGACAGAGUUUCGAUGAUGUGUUCGGUCCCUCGUUGAACGUCCCUGUUCAGAGCCCGACGCCACCUCCUGCUGCUGCUUCUCCUGUUCCCCAGGUUCAGGCGUUCAAGGCGCAGAACACCGGCACGUCGACCGGUAGUUUCGGUUCGGGGUCGUUCGCCACGCCGGGAAGCACUUCGCCUACGCUGUCUAGGCAGCCUACUAUCACCGCUGAAAGCACUGCUGCUCCUGGUGGUGCCUUCUCGCCCUUCGGUGAGCCCAGCGGUUCUGGUUCUCGCGCUCCUUCUCGCCAUGGCUCGCGGGAUCAAGCUCCUGCUGCUGCUGCUGCUGCUGCUGCUGCUCUCCCCAUCGAGCCCGUCCGAACCGGCCAGUCUGCUACUUCCAACCGUCCCAUGUCGCCCGCAUCCAUUACUAGCCAGUCUAAGCCCGCCGCCGUCCCUGUCGAGGCCGACCCUUUCGCCGUGAACACGGAUGCCAAGGCGAAGGAGGACUUUGAGAGUGCUUUCGCUAGCUUCAAGAACACGCAGGCUAAGCCCGCUGCUGCUGCGGAGACUGCAAAGGCUGGUGGAUUCAACAAGGUUGACUCGGAGUUCCCGCCUAUUUCGGAGUUGGAGAGGGACGAUGAGAGUGAUUCGGACAGCGAGGCGGGUGAGGACAAGGGUGGGUUUGGAUUUGAUGAUGAUUUCGCGCCUGCUAGUCCUGUCAAGCCUCCCGUGGGUGCUGAGGCCGGCCAAGCCGAAACAGUGACUGCGCCAGCUGCUGCUGAGCCAGUUGCCAGCGAGACACCUUCAUUCACUACUGCCCCUGUCACAUCUACAGAUUCUCCAGCUGCCCUAGAGGUAUCUAACACCGAAAACCGCAGCACUAGCGCCGCCGCUACUAGCAACACCAACCUCGACGACAUCUGGGGCACUGGUUCUCCCGCUCCCGCCACUGCUCAACCCCCCGCUGCUGCCCAACCCCCUGCUGCCGCCUCUCAAGCCUCCUCCAAGGGUGCCUUUGACGAUCUAGAUGACGAAUUCGCCGACCUUGAAGACGCCAAGGAAGGCAGCUCCGCCGACGACGUAGAAGACUUUGCCAACAUUUCCCGCUCCGGAUUUGGCGAUGACGGUUUUGGCAGCGGUAGUCAGUUUGGCUCUCCCCCGCCCAGCCAGCCCAAGAGUGAUUUCGAUUUUGUCCCUUCCCACCAGGCGACCCAGUCGCAGGGAUCGUUCGCUGCGCCAAAGGCGGAUGCCCAUGAUUGGGACGCCAUUUUUGCGGGUCUGGAUGACGGAAGCCAGGCUCAGCAGGGUGGACAAAGCCCGUUUGAGAGCUUGGAGACGCCCAGACCGGGAUCGUCUGCUAACCCCCAAGCCCAAACUGGUGGGGAGCAAAAGGAGGGUGGUGACAAGGAGCAAAAGAAGGAGGGUGCUGAGGAGAGGCCAGUACCUGGCAGAGCGUUGACGGAGUCAGGCGAACACGAUGAUCCGAUUGUGAAGAAUCUGACGAGUAUGGGCUACUCGAGACAGGAUGCCGUGAAGGCGUUGGAGAAGUAUGAUUAUAACUUGGAGAGGGCCGCCAACUACCUUGCUAGCCAGUCCUAAGUAAGACUUUGCUAGUUUAGGGAGAGGUGAUUUGAUGGUCAGAUUCAGUGAAAAGACAACAUGAUGUGAGCCACAGCGAAGCCACAUAUCGAAUGGUUUGAAGAUGAACCAUACAUAUUACGUGAAAGCAGGCAAGUGAGCAAGAAAAGAAGACCCUCAUGUGGACGAACAUGUGAAGUACGGUACGGAUUGUUGGUUGGGUGGGUGGGUGGCUGGCAACGAAAAGCGUUGCGUAAGAAAGAAGUCAAGAGUCAAGUCGAGUCGUUUUGAUACCUCCCAUCGUUUUUCAUUUCCUUUUAAACAAAUAUCCUGUCUGUCUCUGUCCUGUCGGGACAUGGAAGCUACCUAUCUCUAUCUUUCAAUCUCUUUUUCUGUUGAUGUCUGUUUACGGGUAUCUACCCCAGCAUGGCUAGCUGAGUUGCUAUGCCGCAGCUUUUUCUCUUUUUGUAUGUUAUGUACCUGUCAGUACGUAUAGUACUGUGUUAGUUUGUAGUGGUAAUAUCAAUAAGUGGAUGUAGCCGCUUGUCGAGCGGUUGUUGAUGUUUG
Neurospora crassa OR74A is the source of this 5011-nucleotide messenger RNA. Its product is annotated as EF hand domain-containing protein. The transcript is spliced from 5 exons. Gene Ontology annotation, molecular function: calcium ion binding; protein binding. Gene Ontology annotation, biological process: endocytosis; endosomal transport. Gene Ontology annotation, cellular component: plasma membrane; cytoplasm. NCBI's taxonomy places the organism in Eukaryota, Fungi, Ascomycota, Sordariomycetes, Sordariales, Sordariaceae. The record is from RefSeq and is a predicted model, not a curated record. Bases 605 to 4465 code for a protein of 1286 amino acids.